This is a messenger RNA of Lycium barbarum (goji berry), 711 nucleotides long. Its product is annotated as cysteine protease inhibitor 8-like. NCBI's taxonomy places the organism in Eukaryota, Viridiplantae, Streptophyta, Magnoliopsida, Solanales, Solanaceae. The transcript has a single exon. The record is from RefSeq and is a predicted model, not a curated record. The coding region runs from base 1 to 711 and encodes 236 amino acids. Gene Ontology annotation, molecular function: endopeptidase inhibitor activity.
AUGAAGUCCAUUUUCAGCUUCCUCUUGCUUGCUACUUUCUGUUUGCUUCCCUUUGUGGCCUUUUCAUCAACUUGCACUUGCGACAAUCCCAUUUUCCUGCCCACUACUACUGAUGACGACAACGAUUUCCCCCUCCUUGAACUUCCUGAAGUGUUGGACAGCAACGGCGAACCACUCCGGGUUGGCCAAGAGUACCGCAUCCUCUCCGCUACCCCGCCCGCUCGCAGAGGAGCAGUAGGCUUGGCCAAAAUUGGAAACGCCAAAUGCCCAAACGCCGUGGUCUUGCACCGAGGGAACAUUCAACUAGGCCUGCCCGUUAAAUUCUAUACUAGGCACCCUGGUCCUCCGCCUCUUAAUGUGAUACGUGAAACUAAUCAGAUUAGUGUUUUGUUCUCGACUCCAAAUACACAGCGCUGUGAUAACGGAAACUUUUGGAUGGUUGGUAAACCUGACGAGACUGCACAGGGGCUUAGGUUCGUGGUAACUAGUCGUGUCCCAGAAGUUCCAGACGGCGUAUUUCAGAUUGAGAAAUUUACUGAGGCAUCACCUUUUUACAAAAUAAGAUAUUGUCCCGACCGAUCAACAUGUCCAAAAUGCCCUUGUUCAGACGUGGGAUUGACAUCCCAUAGUGGACACAAUCGUCUGGCUCUCACUAACCAACCUAUUUCCUUCAUCUUCAAGAAAGUCCAGAAGAGUUGUACUGAUGCAUAA